Messenger RNA from Pistacia vera, 770 nucleotides. RefSeq names its product COP9 signalosome complex subunit 2-like. The transcript is spliced from 5 exons. NCBI's taxonomy places the organism in Eukaryota, Viridiplantae, Streptophyta, Magnoliopsida, Sapindales, Anacardiaceae. Gene Ontology annotation, biological process: protein deneddylation. The record is from RefSeq and is a predicted model, not a curated record. Gene Ontology annotation, cellular component: COP9 signalosome. Bases 81 to 770 code for a protein of 229 amino acids.
UUUUCACCCUAUUUUUCCAUAUAGGUCUGGUUGAAACGGAUCCAGAAGGGGCACUUGCUGGUUUUGCUGAAGUUGUUGCCAUGGAACCUGAAAAGGCUGAAUGGGGAUUCAAAGCUCUGAAGCAAACUGUGAAGCUCUAUUAUCGAUUAGGGAAGUAUAAAGAAAUGAUGGAUGCUUACAGGGAAAUGCUUACAUAUAUUAAAUCAGCAGUGACACGAAAUUACAGUGAAAAAUGCAUAAACAACAUAAUGGAUUUUGUUUCUGGAUCGGCUAGUCAAAAUUUUAGUCUCCUGCAAGAAUUUUAUCAGACCACUCUGAAGGCCCUUGAAGAAGCAAAGAAUGAGAGACUUUGGUUCAAGACAAAUCUUAAGCUUUGCAAGAUAUGGUUUGAUAUGGGUGAAUAUGGGAGAAUGAGUAAGAUUUUGAAGGAACUUCAUAAAUCUUGUCAAAGAGAAGAUGGUACAGAUGACCAAAAAAAAGGAAGUCAACUUUUGGAGGUCUAUGCAAUUGAGAUUCAAAUGUACACUGAGACUAAGAAUAACAAGAAACUAAAGCAAUUGUACCAGAAAGCACUUGCUAUUAAAUCAGCUAUUCCCCAUCCGAGAAUCAUGGGAAUAAUUCGUGAAUGUGGUGGGAAGAUGCAUAUGGCUGAACGUCAGUGGGCAGAUGCAGCAACUGAUUUCUUUGAAGCUUUCAAGAACUAUGAUGAAGCUGGGAACCAGAGGCGUAUACAAUGUUUAAAGUACAAAUGCUUUCUCUCUUCUCUUUAA